This is a messenger RNA of Podospora pseudopauciseta, 2631 nucleotides long. RefSeq lists its product as uncharacterized. Gene Ontology annotation, molecular function: fatty acyl-CoA hydrolase activity. NCBI's taxonomy places the organism in Eukaryota, Fungi, Ascomycota, Sordariomycetes, Sordariales, Podosporaceae. The coding region runs from base 1985 to 2515 and encodes 176 amino acids. The transcript is spliced from 2 exons. The record is from RefSeq and is a predicted model, not a curated record.
CACCAUCAUUAGAUGUACAUAAUUAUCAAUACUUUCCCAUCUCCAUCUCUUGGUCAUACACACUCACACACAAGAUAGAUAUACACUCCCCCCCCCUCCUUCUUCAGUUAUACCAUAACCCUUCUCAACCCCUCCACCCCACCCAACACCCUCCUCCCCGUAACAGCGCACCUCCCCUCCCCGCUCUCCCACUUCCUGCUGCUCCCUCCAAGUGCUUUCUCAACCCUCUCCAUAAACCUCUCCUGAUGCGGAUUCGCACCAGAGAUCCACUUGUGAAUGCAGCCGUAACAGUAAACAAUCCCCGUCUGGCACGCGGUCGGCGUGGUGAUUUCUUCCUGGCAGAUCGGACACAGACUGCUAUCUUCCUCCUGCCGUUUUUUGUCCUCCUCACCAUCGUCAUCUUCCUCUCUUGGGAUGGCAGCAGCGGUGAAAAUAGGCAAGAGGGACGACGACGCGACGGGGGCAGAGGAGGCGAGUUGUUCAAGCAACUCUUCCUCUGCUGGGGGGGUGUCGGACGGCUCAGAGAGGGAGGGAGGCGGCUGUUUCAUUGGGGAGACAGAUUUGGGCGUGGUGGUCAUCCCCGGCGGUGGAAGCUGGAGCGACUCGGCCGCCUUCCUAGAGAGCUGCUUUGCAAAAUCCGACGAGUACCACCACUCCAGAAACUUGAGCGCAAAGAUACUAGUCGGUAGCACCAAGGAAAGGGAGGAGAGCAGUCUCUGGAGGAUUGACCUCGAUCUGGUCCCAUCCGCGGGGAGGACCUUCUCCCACUCCUCUAUCGCCUUGUAAUCUGCCGGUCCCAUACGGCGGAUUCUUGUGCCGAUGAGCCACAGGAAGGGGGAGGAGUAUUUCGUGUUGUCAAAGAGGUACCCCAAGGAGAAGGCGAGGAUGGAGAGGUGGUAGGUCAUGUUGAUUGUCGGGUAGAUUUUCCUGAGGAAUAUUUUGUAGUAAUAACCCAGUUUUUCCUUGAGGGGAGCGCUGGGUGAUGGAGGGGCGUUGUAGGCUGCUCCGAGCAGGGCCCUGGGGGCGUCGACCUCGUGGGCUUCAUCUAGUUUUCUUUUGAGGUAGGGGAUGAGGACUAUGAUGAAGAGGUUCUUGUAGACGUCUUUUGUUCUGAGGGCUAGGGCUUCCCGCACGAUUUGGGGGGCGUGGGUGGAGGCGCGGGGGAUUUCGGACGUGAGGGCGCGCUCGCGUUUGAGGCCGUAGAAGUUCUCGGUGAAGGAGCCCUGGCGGGUGAGGAGGUAGUGGCGCUCUAUCAGGAGGGAGAGGAGGGCGUAGAGCUCGUCGAAGGAGUUGAGGGCGCGGAGGAGGUGGCGGGGGUAGCGGUGGGUGAGGAGGGUGAGGAGGUAGCGGAGGGUUGGGGGGAGGAGGGAGGAGAGUUGUUGUUCUGAGAGAAGCUCGAAGAGGGAGGGUUUGCCUGGGUCGAAGGAGCCGCGGAGGGCGGUGACGAACUCCAUUCUGGGUCUGUUCUCCGGGAUGAACUGAACCGUGUUGAAGAUGGUCAACGGGGUUGUGAUGGUUGGCGCAUAUGUGAUGUGUAGAUGAGAUCUCAAGAUUUGAAUGUGAUUGCAACGGAUGCGAUCACCGACAAGGGUUGGUGCGGUUAAGCAUGUUUAAGCUAGCGGUAGCGGGCAGGGGUUCCUGACGCGAUUUGCCGAGGCACGUUUCCCCAGGUGCGGAUUUUGCAGUUGAUGCAGUUGGGGUAACCUCCACCUGAAAAGCAGGGGCUAGAGAUGGGAAAUACGCGGGGGAAUCCCAUAUAUCCUUUUAAGCCCCCAGAUGAGCCCGGUAUAUUGCAUGUGUUGCUGGACGUUGUUUGGUGUGCCUGUUCUUCAUUCAGGUCGGUCUAGAUUCGAUCUGUAAACUCGUACGUGACAUCCGAUUGUUACUCUAUUCUUUGGUGUUAGUUGCAGCCAACCGCAUUACCUUCCUCAGCCCUACAACCCUAACCCACGCCUGGAUCUCAACCCCCUAGCCACUCAUCACCAUGUCCAAAGACAAAAGCGGCGCGUGGGAACACGACCAAGACUACCUCAACCUCAAGGGCGAAGCCAGAGUCAGGGCUCUCAUCGAGACCUUUUCUCAAAAAGCCAUCAACAAGGAAGACGAGGAAUGGACCAACUCCUUCUUCCCCAACCUCAAACUCGUCUCCGCCUCAGACGAACAACCCCACCCCAAAGUCCUCUUCAGCUUCACCGUCGAGCCCCAGCACUGCAACCGCCUCAACAACCUCCACGGAGGCUGCACGGCAACCCUCUUUGACUUUUGCACCUCCACCGCCACCGUCCUUGUGUCCAAGCCCGGGUUCUGGCAGUAUCUGGGGGUAUCCCGGACGUUGAACACCACCUAUCUCCGUCCAGCCCCGGUCGGCACCGAGGUCUUGAUUGAGUGUGACAUCUUGCAGAUCGGGGCGAAGAUGGCUACCUUGAGGGGUGUGAUGAAGCGGAAGGACAACGGGGCGGUCGUGGCUGUGUGUGAGCAUGGGAAGGUUAAUAUUGAUCCUGCUCCGAAGUUGUAGUUUUGGCUGGAGGCGUUGGGUUGGGAUAGCAAGCGUAGGCGGUCUUUUGUUGAUUCUUUGCAUAGAGAUAGACAGUUGGGCAUAUACCACUUUUCGAUGUUCACUGGAGGUCAAGC